GUUGGUACAUAUCACGCCAAACUGCUCCAUUAGGUCCUCGAUUACAGGAUCCGCGGAUCAAUCCCCCGUCUUCCGGAGGGGCCCGAUCGCCCCCCAUCUAGGAUCCAAACGGCCAUAAAUUCUUUCUAUGUCUGACAGUUGCGAGGUUCACAUGUUUUAGAUCCUGUAGUGGAUGCCAUGUUACCAUUUACCACCACAUUCGCGUCGAAGCAUGUGGUUGGGAAGCACGCGCGGGACAGCCAUCUUGUGUCGGCCAUCUUGAAAUCGCCGUUCGGAUACACGUCCAAAUUUUUUGUGUUCAAAACAAUGUUUUCGGCGUGGUGUGUUGUGUCUUUAUAGUGUUGUGUAUGGUGCGGUUGCUGUGUGUUUGUUUUUAUUGGAAAAAAACGUUUUGGAACUUGUUACAAAGGUCCGUGAUCGCUGGGCGACUGACUCAGCAAGCUACGGUGACGACGUCCGCCCGGAAGAAUCUUUUUCUACCGCCAUAUUAAUUCUCCGCCAAGUAUAUUAUACCGUCACAAUCACACUGACAGUGUCCUUAAUCUGUAGCGCAGCCGUAUCCUGGUCUAUUUCAGAUAAAAAAAUUGGCGGCUCUCCUGUUCUAGUCCAAACUUCUUACAAAAAUGUUAAUACAGUUCCAUUUACUUAAGUAAUUAAUCUUAAAACAGAAGUAAUUGGUUAGGAAGAAAAUUAGGGAACAGACAAGUGUAUAGACAAAUAUAGAAAUGGACACAAAAAAUGAUGGACGAACGGACGACAUCGAACUUAGUGCACAAGGAACUAGUAAUAAGCCCAGUGACGUGGCCAUUAAAUCUGACCUUCCGGAGCGAGGGACCUGGGCCAGCAAACUCGACUUCAUCCUGUCCGUAAUCGGCCUCGCCAUCGGUCUUGGCAAUGUCUGGCGUUUUCCUUAUCUCUGCUACAAGAAUGGCGGGGGCGCCUUCCUCAUUCCUUACUUUCUCACCCUCAUCCUCGCCGGCAUCCCCAUGUUCUUCAUGGAGCUGGCUAUGGGACAGAUGCUCACGAUUGGCGGGCUGGGCGUUUUCAAGAUUGCACCCAUUUUCAAAGGUAUUGGCUACGCGGCAGCGGUCAUGUCCUGCUGGAUGAAUGUCUACUACAUUGUCAUAUUGGCGUGGGCUAUCUUCUACUUCUUCAUGUCUAUGCGGUCUGACGUACCCUGGCGCACCUGCGACAACUAUUGGAACACGGCCACCUGUGUGAACCCCUACGACCGCCGCAACCUGACCUGCUGGUCCUCCCCGGUUGACAUGAGCACCUUCUGCAUGCUCAAUGGAAAGAACAUCAGCAAAGCUGCUUUGUCUGACCCUGUUAAGGAGUUUUGGGAACGCCGAGCCCUUCAAAUUUCGAGCGGAAUCGAGCAUAUUGGGAACAUCAGAUGGGAGCUCGCUGGAACCCUGCUUCUUGUUUGGGUUCUCUGCUACUUCUGCAUCUGGAAAGGGGUCAGGUGGACCGGCAAAGUCGUCUACUUCACCGCCCUUUUCCCAUACUUUCUGCUGACUGUGUUGUUGAUCAGAGGAAUCACACUCCCGGGCGCGCUGGAAGGCAUCAAGUUUUACGUGAUGCCAAACAUGUCCAAACUUAUGGAGUCUGAAGUGUGGAUCGACGCUGUCACACAGAUCUUCUUCUCCUACGGCCUGGGCCUCGGCACCCUGGUGGCUCUUGGCAGCUACAACAAGUUCACCAAUAACGUUUACAAAGACGCGCUGAUAGUGUGUUCAGUGAACUCCAGCACGUCCAUGUUUGCUGGUUUUGUCAUCUUCUCCGUGGUAGGAUUUAUGGCUCACGAGCAACAGCGUCCGGUGGCCGAGGUGGCAGCUUCAGGUCCUGGAUUAGCCUUCUUGGCUUAUCCCUCAGCCGUGUUGCAGUUACCAGGCGCUCCACUGUGGUCCUGCCUAUUCUUCUUCAUGCUGCUCCUGAUUGGCCUGGACAGCCAAUUCUGCACCAUGGAAGGCUUCAUCACAGCCGUUAUUGACGAGUGGCCUAAACUCCUCAGGAGGAGGAAGGAAAUAUUCAUUGCUAUAACUUGUGUUAUAUCUUAUUUGGUCGGACUUUCUUGUAUUUCUGAGGGCGGUAUGUACGUGUUCCAAAUCCUGGACUCGUAUGCGGUGUCCGGCUUCUGCCUGCUGUUCCUCAUCUUCUUCGAGUGCGUCUCCAUCUCAUGGGCCUUCGGUGUCAACCGCUUUUACGACGGCAUCAAGGAGAUGAUUGGCUACUACCCUACCAUUUGGUGGAAGUUCUGCUGGGUUGGAUUCACGCCUGCUAUUUGCAUUAGCGUGUUUAUCUUCAACCUGGUGCAAUGGAAGCCGAUCAAAUACAUGAACUAUGAGUACCCGUGGUGGUCCCAUGCCUUCGGCUGGUUCACCGCCUUGUCCUCCAUGCUCUGUAUCCCUGGGUACAUGGUCUACUUGUGGAGGGUCACCCCCGGAACUAGACAAGAGAAAUUCAACAAGAUCGUCCGAAUCCCUGAGGAUGUACCGUCUCUGCGAACCAAGAUGCAGGCGGAGGAGCUCGCGAAACACCACGGCCACGCCUAAACAGAGUUCGUUUCAUAACUUAAGUCCUUGAUCUCAGGGAGAAGGUGAAGGAUUCGUGCUCUUUGUGGUUGUAUUUCUUUUUUUCUGAAAAAAUAACUUUUUCUAGACAAAAAAAAAUAUAUAAAAA
Messenger RNA from Plodia interpunctella (Indianmeal moth), 2682 nucleotides. It is a transcript of the gene Gat, whose product is annotated as GABA transporter. The transcript is spliced from 13 exons. NCBI's taxonomy places the organism in Eukaryota, Metazoa, Arthropoda, Insecta, Lepidoptera, Pyralidae. Gene Ontology annotation, biological process: sodium ion transmembrane transport. The coding region runs from base 726 to 2555 and encodes 609 amino acids. Gene Ontology annotation, molecular function: gamma-aminobutyric acid:sodium:chloride symporter activity. The record is from RefSeq and is a predicted model, not a curated record. Gene Ontology annotation, cellular component: neuron projection; plasma membrane.